AUGCUAUCACCAGCAUCUCCAUCACUCCUCGCUAUCCCACCCGAAAUCCUUCUUACCAUCAUCUCGCACCUCCCCACCUCGAAUGCUUUCCUCCCUCUGGUUCAAACCUGCCGUGGCCUUAAAACCUUUUUCUCGACCAAUGCAGCCAUAAUAUGCAAUACACAUAUCACCAAAUACCAUUCAUUUGUGGCUUCUAUCUUAGAUUCGACUUUUGUUCCUGGAGAAGACGGCCAAUCCUGGCUCAUUCCAAUGCACUCGAUGGUCUUGCCAAGGCAGUGUGCAAUCUUCGAGGAUAUCCAGCUACCCACAUCCAGACAAGACAUUUCAAGCCCAAACAUUGUUUCCUCGGCCCCAAAACGGGUCCGUGUGACAGAUGCUGAACUCCAGCUAAGAGCGAAAAUGCGACUUGGGGUUCCUGGACCGAUGUAUCUUAGCUUCCUUGAGACAAUGGGCUGGGAUCUUCGCAUGCGCCUAAUCAUGUUUCGUAAUAGUAGCAUAUACGGUCUCCAUCUGGAUGAUACUCGGCUUAUGCUGCGAGACGAUGAUCGUGAAAAAUAUGCUGAUGAAGCAGAGCAUAUUGAGUAUUUUGAAUGGGCAGUGGAGCGGUAUGUCACAAGGAUAUUCUGGUCCAAGUGUGGCCGGUUUAUCAAUGAUUUUAUGAUUCAAACAGCUCAGGAAGGAAAAUCCGGUGUUGCAAUGAGAAUCUUGCAAGGGGUAUGGGAUAAGCGGGGCCUGCUGAAAAGUGAGCUGGGAAACAUACUGGGGCCCAAGCGUGAUGUCGCGGAGUCAAGAGGCCUACUCUUCGGUGAAAUUGAGAAGAUGGAGGGGGAGCUGUUAAAGGGUGAUUCAGAGAGUGAGAAAUUCACAAAAUGUUUGCUUUGGUAUUAUGGGCGAUCAGGGGUACUUGGAUUUCGGAGCCAGGAAGCCUAUAAAGCCCAAAAGCCGGGUAAACUUCGAAAACAUGCCUGCGAUGUGAAGAUGGCAAUAGCGAAGGUAGACAGCCUGACCCAUUUCUCUCCAGUUGUCCACUAA
This is a messenger RNA of Venustampulla echinocandica, 1032 nucleotides long. RefSeq lists its product as uncharacterized. Gene Ontology annotation, molecular function: protein binding. Lineage: Eukaryota; Fungi; Ascomycota; Leotiomycetes; Helotiales; Pleuroascaceae. The record is from RefSeq and is a predicted model, not a curated record. Bases 1 to 1032 code for a protein of 343 amino acids. The transcript has 2 exons.